Gossypium arboreum is the source of this 744-nucleotide messenger RNA. RefSeq lists its product as uncharacterized. Lineage: Eukaryota; Viridiplantae; Streptophyta; Magnoliopsida; Malvales; Malvaceae. Gene Ontology annotation, molecular function: nucleic acid binding; zinc ion binding. The record is from RefSeq and is a predicted model, not a curated record. The transcript is spliced from 2 exons. Bases 1 to 744 code for a protein of 247 amino acids.
AUGGAUGACCUUGACUGCACCCCUGAGCAGAAACUAAAAGGUGCGGUGUCAUUGCUACUUGAUGAAGCUUAUCAGUGGUGGCUUACAGUUAAAGAGGGUACUCUGCCCGACCGAUUGACCUGGAAAGUUUUCAAGACUACCUUCCAAGGAAAAUAUGUGGGCGCUAGUUAUGUGCAUGCCCGGAGGAGGGAGUUUCUGAAUUUGAUUCAGGGGGAUAAAUCUAUGGCUGAAUACGAGGCUGAAUUUUUACGACUUAGCCAUUAUGCGCAUGGGAUAAGGGAGCCAGAUUUUGCUGUAUUAGUGGAAAAGGCGAAGAUUGCCAAAGAUGUGAAGCGAAUUGAGUGCCAGAAUCGUGAGAAGGAUAGAGCUAGGAACAAGAGUGUUUGGGAGCCCUCAAGUUCAGUUUUGAGGCCUAAGAAACAGGCCAGAGUUGAUGGGCCGAUCAGAAUUAGGGCCCCUAUUGUUGCUACUGGACUGCAACCUUAUACUGAUUAUAAGAGAUGCCAUCAGGGCAAGUGUUGGAGAAGGGUUAGGGCAUGUUUUAGGUGUGGGUCUUUGGAGCACCAUAUCAAAGAUUGUCCCCGGAGGCCUGAGCAGAUGCAAGCUACUAGUUUGGGUAAUGUACAGCCGCCGAGGGGUGUUCAGCAGCCACUAAGAGGCCGUGUUCAGACCAGAGGUGGAAAUGGUAUGGACCGUGGUCAGAGAGCACCGGGGGGAGGUGCUAGUCAUACUGAGGUGAGGUAG